AUGCCCCCAUCGACGUUACGCUCCGACAGCUCCGACAGCGACGACGAACCUAUCGUCCAUCCUCCCUCCCGACUCCAGGACACAGCAUUCGCCAUCCUCGAUGAGUCAUUCGCGGCAUUGAUCAAGGCUCUCGAUCCCGCGCUCGAAGCGAGCACGAAUGACCCCCAAGAGUACGCCACUCGUACGAAGAUCGACAAGGCUGUCACAUUGGUACGCAAUGUCGGCGCAGUCCUCAUCGGCGGACGGGACGAUUUCGAGAAUGCCCUGCAGGGAGAUUGGGAGGGCAACGUGGAGGCUGCCAUGGACCUGCUUGACGAGACCUUGGAGGAUCCAGGAGAAAUUUGUGACGAGCAUGUCGCAAGACUGGCGCAGCUGAUCGCCACGAAAGUCUGGCAGACCGCGAAGUCCCGCAAACUGAGCCUACGCCUUCCCCCGUGGCAAUCUCUGGAACUCCGACGAAUCGCAGAACUCGCUCCAUUCUUCGACGCCCUCAAGCCUGACAUGGACAUCAAGGGCGACAGUGACGACGAAGACGCUGAUGGUGAUACGCGGGUCGGAAACGAUACUGAGACCAUCACUGGCGCCACGCAGACCGAAGGGGACACUGCGACCGUCACCGGCAACACAUUGGCCGAUGAUGACCGUGCGACCAUUUCGGGUUUUCAGUCCGAGUCUCGCAUCCCAUGCAAAGGGACCUUCAAUGAUAUCAUGGCCAGGAAGGUCUUCGAUUACCUCGGCGGAGGCCGUGAGCUGGGCCAGAGUCUCGACGUGCAGCUCUAUGCACUGGAACAAGCCGAGAUCCUUCCCGCGGAUGUGCGAGAUACGGUCGAGCUCUUGAGGUGGAUGGAGACCGCGGGUGUCAGUCUAUCGAGCAGCGGCGGAGCCUGA
Molecule: messenger RNA, 888 nt
Organism: Dioszegia hungarica
Lineage: Eukaryota; Fungi; Basidiomycota; Tremellomycetes; Tremellales; Bulleribasidiaceae
Exons: 3
Coding region: 1-888 (295 amino acids)
Source: RefSeq, a predicted model, not a curated record